Drosophila navojoa is the source of this 630-nucleotide messenger RNA. RefSeq lists its product as uncharacterized. NCBI's taxonomy places the organism in Eukaryota, Metazoa, Arthropoda, Insecta, Diptera, Drosophilidae. The record is from RefSeq and is a predicted model, not a curated record.
CGAUUCAGUUCAGUCUUGAACCUACUUUGUGUUGCGUCUACAAUUACAACAAGCUCUUACGCUACAGAGCAUCCAAAUCUAUAAAAACGUGCAUUUUUUAAAUGCCGCGCAAAGAAUUGUGCAAACCAAACUUUUGAAAACCGAAAUCAAAUCAAAUAUUUUGGCUAAGCCAAAGGUGUUUAAAGAAAAAAACUGUGCGAACAAAAAAUUUUUAACAGUCACCAAGGUUAAACUUUGAAUGGUGCCAGUGUUAGUUAACGACUCGAAAAUUGCUAAAUACACUUCCAAAAUCUAUACUAAAUCGAACAAUCGCAGCAAGCUGCAACUCACACAGCUACUUUUCAUAUUCAACAAUUUCAAUUUAAAAUUUGUCGAAAUGGCUUUGCCGCAGGGAGCCUUCGCGGCAUGUAAAUUACGUGAGCAGUUCCAGGAGAAAGACAUGAUUGUCUCGCGCCUAAGAGCUGCGAACAUUUCUGAUAAAAUUGACAAUAAUGCACAACGUGAAUACUCGCCGGCCAAGUACAAUGAUAAGCUAAUGAAUUCCAUUUGGGGCCUCUACAAUCGCUAUUCGCCACACAAUGUCAAGAAGAACGAGUACGCCCCGCCUAAAUUCUAAUUAAAUCUGGCGGC